AUGAUGGCCACUGCUGCAGUUAUUGGACUUAGCACAGGAAAGAGGCUCUUGAGUUCAUCCUUCUAUUACUCAGACCUCACAGAAAAGCUUUCCAAUGUCAAUGAUCAUGGAAUAACCCAUUAUCAAAUUACUACAACAAAGAAUGUGGUUGUUGCAAAAAAGUCAUCAAAUUAUGGUCCUGGCUUCCCCCCGUCCAAUCGAAAUUCACAAUCCAUUAAAGCCCUUAAAGAACAUGUGGAUACUGCUUCUGCUUCUCCAACUGUGGCAACAUGGGGCAAGGCCUUUGAUGACUUUGAGGAAGAAAGUUCUGAUCUUGACUAUUCAGUAGAAGCUCUCCUUUUGCUGCAGAAGUCUAUGCUGGAAAAGCAAUGGAGUCUUUCUUUUGAGAGGACAAACUCAAGUGACUUAACAAGUAAAAAAAGUAACAAGAAGAUACCUGUCACUUGUUCUGGGGUGUCUGCUAGACAACGAAGGAUGAAUAACAGGAGAAAAAAUCAGAACCAGAGUAAAUUGAUGUCUCAAAGUAGUGACUUUAAGCUGCUAAGGUCAGUUAUUAGUCCAGAUCUGUUGCAGAAUCGUUUGAAAGGUUAUGUGAAGGGUGUAGUAAGUGAUGAGGUGCUCCCCCAUACAGAAGUUGUGCGGCUGUCAAGGAUAAUUAGAGCUGGUCUUUCCUUGGAGGACCAUAAGUCCAGGCUGAAGGAGAGAUUAGGUUGUGAGCCCUCAGAUGAACAACUUGCGGAUUCCUUGAGGAUUUCUCGUGCCGACUUGCAGUCAAAGUUGAUUAAAUGUUCUUUGGCAAGAGAGAAGCUGGCAAUGAGUAAUGUUCGUCUGGUUAUGUCUAUUGCUCAAAAAUAUGAUAACAUGGGUGCUGAAAUGGCUGACCUUGUUCAGGGAGGUUUGAUUGGACUACUACGAGGUAUCGAGAAAUUUGAUUCUUCCAAAGGGUUCAAAAUCUCAACUUAUGUCUAUUGGUGGAUACGUCAGGGUGUCUCUAGAGCUUUAGUCGAGAAUUCAAGAACCUUACGAUUGCCUAAUCAUUUACAUGAAAGGUUAGGCCUGAUUCGGAAUGCAAAGAUUAGACUAGCAGAUAAAGGAGUAACUCCAUCAAUUGAUAGAAUUGCAGAAAGCUUGAAUAUGUCCCAAAGGAAAGUUAGGAAUGCUACUGAGGCUAUUAGUAAGGUCUUCUCGCUCGAUAGGGAAGCAUUCCCCUCUUUGAAUGGUCUUCCAGGAGAAACACACCAUAGCUACAUUGCAGAUAAUCGCCUCGAGAACAAUCCGUGGCAUGGAGUAGAUGAGUGGGCACUCAAGGAGGAAGUAAACAAGCUUAUAUAUUCUACUCUUCAAGAACGAGAAAGAGAGAUUAUACGUCUAUACCAUGGCCUGGAUAAGGAAUGCCUUACAUGGGAGGACAUUAGCAAGCGCAUGGGGUUAUCCAGAGAAAGAGUGAGACAGGUGGGACUUGUUGCACUAGAGAAACUAAAACAUGCUGCGAGGAAGAGGAAGAUGGAGGCCAUGUUAGUCAAACAUUAA
Dovyalis caffra is the source of this 1530-nucleotide messenger RNA. The record is from the annotation of a GenBank genome assembly. NCBI's taxonomy places the organism in Eukaryota, Viridiplantae, Streptophyta, Magnoliopsida, Malpighiales, Salicaceae.